This is a messenger RNA of Phragmites australis (common reed), 1982 nucleotides long. RefSeq names its product putative ubiquitin-like-specific protease 1B. The coding region runs from base 104 to 1582 and encodes 492 amino acids. Gene Ontology annotation, biological process: protein desumoylation. Lineage: Eukaryota; Viridiplantae; Streptophyta; Magnoliopsida; Poales; Poaceae. The record is from RefSeq and is a predicted model, not a curated record. The transcript is spliced from 9 exons. Gene Ontology annotation, molecular function: deSUMOylase activity. Gene Ontology annotation, cellular component: nucleus.
CGCACCCCUUAAACCCCAUCCCCCACCCUCCUCCUCCCUGCCGCCGCCAACCUCCUCAGCUUCCGCGCCCCCGCAGCCAUCCCAUGCUCCGUCCCUCGGCGUCAUGAGCAGCGCCCCAGCCCACCGUGGUCGCAAGCGCCGACGCGACGAUGCUCACGAGCGCGCCUCCUCGAUUCGCCGCCGCCGCCUGUUGGCCCCAAGCAAUUUCCCCGCCGUCCGGUCCUUCAGCCUCCGCGUGGCGCUCGCCAACUCCCCCCACGGCCCCCGCAAGCGCCGCCAUGACGACGCCACCUCCUCCUCAGCUCGCCUCCGUCGUCGCCGCAGCCUCGUUCCUAGCCAAUUCCCCGCCGUGCGGUCCUUUGUCCUCCGCGUCGCGCUAGCCACCGGCCCCCGUCGCCGCCGCAAGCGCCGCGUCGACGGCCCCCGUCGCCCCGUCUGCACUCCCCGCUCCCGCCGCAUCCACAGCAUCUUUCUUCCCAGGGUCAGGCACUUCCCUGGCCUUCGCCCAUUCGCCCUCCGUUUCCUCCUCGUGACCGGCGCAUCAGCCCCUCGCCGCCGCCGGAAGCCCGCCGUGGUAGACAUGGGCAACUACGUCUCGCGGCUGUUGGGGAAGAGCACCAGCGACGAUGGCUUGGGAGUGCACAGGAGUCAGAUCGAGGGGUCGCGGGAAGUGAGGGAUCUCACGGUGGAGCCGGAGCUUGAAGCGGAGAAGGUCGAUGUCGUGAGGAGGGGAAUUGGCGAUUGGAGCGUGCCUGCACUGGAGUCGUCCGCACCGCCGGAGAAGAGGGUGCCAUACUACAAGGAGGCGCUGGAGUUGACGAAGAGGCGCGACGGAAGAUUGCAGGAGACAGGAUUGGAGGAUCUAUCUGAACUAUUUACACCUCUAACUGACAAAGAUGAAAGAGAAGUUAACACUCUUUUGUAUGAUAGUGGUCACAGUGACAAAAUCAUAGUCAUGCAUGAGCCUUCUAACAUCGAGAUUACUAAAGAGAAACUUCAAUGCUUGAGACCUCGCGGUUGGUUAAAUGACGAGGUCAUCAAUUUGUACAUUGAAUUGUUAAAGGAGAGGGCAGAAAGGGAACCCAAAAGGUUUUUGAAAUGUCAUUUCUUCAAUACAUUCUUUUACAAGAAGCUUACUUGCGGAAUAGCUGGUUAUGACUACCAGUCUGUUAGAAGAUGGACAACCCUCAAGAAGUUGGGUUAUGGACUUAUCGAGUGUGAGAAAAUCUUUGUUCCAGUACAUAGAGAUAUACAUUGGUGCCUGGCAGUUAUAAACAUGAAGAAUAAAACUUUCCAGUAUCUUGAUUCUCUUGGUGGCUUGGGUCAUGAUGUACUGAGAGUACUGGCUAGAUAUAUCAUGGACGAAUUGAAGGACAAGAGUAACAUAGAAAUAGACACUAGUUCUUGGGUGGAAGUAUCAGAUUUUCACCCUUUGCAGCAGAAUGGGUGGGAUUGUGGUAUGUUUACGCUUAAACUCAUCGAUUUCCAUAGCAGAGGUCUCAAACCAUCUUUCGGUCAGGAACACAUGAUGUAUUUUAGAAAACGAACAGCAAAAGAGAUCAUGAGACUAAGAGCUGACUGAAGAAUAACCUUUUUAUGGUCAACAUUCUUGGACAUUUUCUCAAAGUCAGGUAUUCAUCCUGCAUUAUGCCGGCAAAUAUACAAAAUGAGUAUUGCUUUCCUGUGAAAUACUAGAGAUGUGAUUAUAAGCUGUUGGUGUGAAAUCAUGCCCAUGAAACUACAGCUUUGUAGGUAUGUAUUAUCUGUGACCUGAUUUCGUUAGAGUAGGAAGGAAGGGAAAAGAGAAUUAGGGUAAGAUAAUGAUACACUGUUAGAAAAAAGGUAGGAGCUUAGAAGUAGUUUGACUCGGUGCACACACCCAUGUAAUAGCAUUGGAACCGAGAUAGUACAAUGAACUGACACAUAGUUUUGUUUUCUUUGCAAUAAGCAUGACCAAAAAAACUCGACCACGAGAGAAGACA